Molecule: messenger RNA, 2084 nt
Organism: Fopius arisanus
Lineage: Eukaryota; Metazoa; Arthropoda; Insecta; Hymenoptera; Braconidae
Product: cytosolic carboxypeptidase 6
Exons: 7
Coding region: 89-1834 (581 amino acids)
Biological process (GO): protein side chain deglutamylation; proteolysis
Molecular function (GO): zinc ion binding; metallocarboxypeptidase activity
Source: RefSeq, a predicted model, not a curated record
AUCGCCACAUUUUGCUUGCUACACCCCGAACCCCCCAUCCCACUCCUCAGUCAACAACAUUUACUCCGGCAAUAAUUUGGAGCGUUUGAUGAUAACCCAGGACAGUGAUGAUAGCGACGCAGAGGGAGGACUUGGUAAUGUCAGUAGAGUGAUAAUUCGACCACCGGGACACAGUGGCAAAGCUAAGAAGGGCCACCUGUGCUUCGAUGCUGCCUUUGAAACUGGAAACCUUGGGAGAGUAGAUUUAAUCUCUGAAUAUGAGUACGAUCUCUUCAUCAGACCGGACACUUGCAGCCCUCGUCUGCGUUUGUGGUUCAAUUUCACCGUCGAUAACGUUCGCACGGAUCAGAGAGUUAUUUUCAAUAUUGUCAACGUAUCAAAGAGCAAAAAUUUAUUCAGAGAGGGAAUGACACCCCUUGUAAAGAGCACUAGUAAACCCAAAUGGCAGAGAAUACCACGGAAGCAUGUGUUCUACUACCGAUCAGCUCAACAUCAGAAUCAUCACGUUCUCACUUUUGCCUUCAAUUUUGAUCGCGAAGACGAUGUUUACCAAUUCGCCCUGACUUAUCCCUAUUCCUAUACACGCUAUCAGGGCCAUUUAGAUAAUUUAUCCACCAAAUGUUCUUCAGUGAAACGCGAAACUCUGGUAUCAUCCGUUCAGAAGAGGAAAGUUGAACUGGUGACUAUUGGAACGAACAUUGAGGAGCGUCCCCGAAGGGUUGUCGUUGUACUUAGCAGAGUUCACCCAGGAGAGUCGCCCUCGUCAUUCAUCUGUCAGGGGCUUAUGGACUUUCUUGUCAGUGGACAUCCAAUUGCUCAGGUCCUCAGGGAUUAUGUUGUUUUCAAAAUUAUACCGAUGCUCAACCCGGACGGUGUCUUCCUAGGAAACUACAGAUCUACUUUGAUGGGAGUAGACUUGAAUCGUGCAUGGAAUAGAAUCUCUGAUUGGAUUCAUCCGACCCUAUCUGCCACAAAAACUCUCCUAGAGUCACUGGAUAAAAAUACGAAUAUCCCCUUGGACUGUGUCUUGGACCUUCAUGCUCACACCAAUGCUACAGGACUAUUCGUCUAUGGCAAUACGUACGAUGAUGUCUACAGGUACGAAAGACACAUAGUUCUUCCCAAAUUAUUAGCACAACACGCUGAAGACUAUGAGUCUGGGAACACAAUGUAUAAUCAGGAUCCCCACAAAAUGGGCACUGCCAGGCGAUAUCUAUGUUCAAUUCUGAGUGAACACGUUAAUUGCUAUACUAUUCAGGUGUCAAUGUACGGUUACUGCCGGAGAGGAGCACCAGGCUUACUGCCGUACACUGAAGAGAGCUAUUAUCGAGUUGGUCGUAAUCUAGCCCGAGUUCUCAUGGAAUACUACAAACUCACGGGAUUAAUACCUUCGGGAUUACCCGAUCAACCGUCAAACAAACGCGGGCGUCAGUCAAGGCAGAGGCAUCGGCAACCCCGGGAUCCACGACCCCGGACAGCUAGGACGCCUGCGCCCCUGCAUCUUGCUAGCAUUCAUGAAUAUUUCACGGAGGACACGCUGGAUUUACCAGGCGGUUCUCGAUACCGGUCAAUGAGUGGUACUCGAAUGAAUCCGGGUCCAGGCACUGUGAGUGCCUUCGGCACAACGAGUGAAAAAUACCAAAGUUCCAGGCAUCGUAGCCCCGGUGCACCAACGAAACCGGCACCCACUGUGAUAACGAGAGAUCAAGAACCUCGACUAGCUAUAAUUGAUUUUAAUCAGCUGACACGUGGUGGUCUCGAGCUGGCCACAGGGAAAAACAGGGGAAAAAUGCCGCGUCGAUCACCGGAUCGCUACACCAAGUUUAGAAGGUAGUUCAAUUGUCUUGGAAAUUAUCUCACCAAAGAAUAUUCAGCUAAAAAAAUAAUGAGAUAAAGAUGAGUAACUUAUUCAUCAAUUAUUCACGAUAACUCAAUAUUUGUAUCUUGGAGUUUAUAGUGAAAAGUGUUCCAUUGUUAUUGUAUUGCUCAGCCACGCCUUGAAUAUUAAUCCCAAGGUCCAACCCGGCGCGGACCCCACCCCUUCAACCUAUUGUGCACCAGUUAUACAUUCCUGUUUUCACUUG